Molecule: messenger RNA, 4798 nt
Organism: Morone saxatilis (striped sea-bass)
Lineage: Eukaryota; Metazoa; Chordata; Actinopteri; Moronidae
Product: DNA-directed RNA polymerase II subunit RPB1
Exons: 4
Coding region: 309-1031 (240 amino acids)
Cellular component (GO): tetraspanin-enriched microdomain; immunological synapse; membrane
Source: RefSeq, a predicted model, not a curated record
AAAAGCUAUAUCACAUUUUUGUAAUCGCUGCCAGUGCAGAAGGUACACAGGAAAAAAAAAAGUCCCUCGAGGCUUGUUUUAUUCUCAGAAGGCUAAAGUAAUUACCAAAAUAACCUUAAGACUUAGUCAACACGCAGAAAGGGGAAGUGGUUAAUGGUCUUCUUUCCGAUCCACAGUUCUGUAUACUGAAAAGCAGCUCAGAUGUUUUCCUUGUUUUGAAGUGUGAGUUUUUUUGACAGCUUUAAUGUAAUUUUUUUUCUAUCUUUCCUUCUCUCUUUGUCUUUAAUUCUUCUGUGUUGUCGAGCAGGAUGUCCGAGAAUAUUUGGCGCAAAUUCUUCUGGGUGUGGGUGUUAGCUGGGAUUGUUUUUGCGAGUUUGGUGAUCUGCCUCAUCUUCCUUCUUAUCAACAUGUGCAUAUCCAGAUCAGGCAAACACAGAAUCUCACAGCUCAACAGAGGAAAUGGCUUCAAAAUCGAGAGCAACAAAUACCAGGAGAGUGGCUUCAAAGCCGAUAUUCCACCUUUACCUCCUCGGACACAGUUUCUCACACAAGCGGCUCAAAGCUACGAGAACCUGGCUGAGGUACCCAACUACGAGCAGAGCAUGCCCGAUUAUGAGCAGGACGUGGGCGACUACGAGCAGUGUACGCCCGACUACGUGGAGACCACGCCCGACUACGAGCAGAGCACGCCCGACUACGUGGAGACCACGCCCGACUACGAGCAGAGCACGCCCGACUACGUGGAGAGCACGCCCGACUAUGAGCAGAGCACGCCCGACUACGUGGAGAGCACGCCCGACUAUGAGCAGAGCACGCACGACUACGAGCAGAGCACGCCCGACUAUGAGCAGAGCACGCCUGACUACGAGCAGGACUUGCACGACUAUGUAAAGGUAGAUGAUGAGGAGAAGAUUCUCCUGCCUCCACCACCAUACCAGGAUCCAGAUCCAUCAGGGGACAACACCUCCAUGGAGGACUAUGACGAUAUAGGUGAAGACCAGGGGGAGGAGGACUACGACGACGUGGGAUAAGACCACGACAAAACAAGACACUUUUGACCUUCUUAUCUGAGUCCUGCUGAGCAGAGAGAUCAGAAAGACUUUAACCCUUCCAACAGAUUUUCUUUCGAUCGUUGGUAUUUUUUUUAUAUUAUUCGUGAAAAAGAAAAUAGCAGAUGAAGUUAUAUGUGCUGUAUGUGCAGAGAAAAGCACAGAAAUCAGUACUGAAGAGGCAGAAAACUGUAAGUGGUAUCCAAACAACUGAGGCAGAAAGGCUUGAUUCUACUUCUAUAAUCUUUAGCUAAUUUAUUCUAGCUUUAUUUUAAUUUUUUUAACAAUUAAUUAAUAGAUACGUGAUUAACAUGAGGGCAGGAUAUGUGAGACGUGACAAGGCAACAUAGAGAAACAAUGACAGACAAAAAUAAUAAUAACAAAUAAAUAAAUACAGUAGAAAUAAGGAGAAACAAAACAAGAAGUAACUAACUUCAGGCUACUAGAAGUACAGAUAUGAUUACGUAAUUAACAGGAGGAACCGGAGUUGUAACUGAGAUGAGAUGAUAUAAAACGUUCUUAUUGUUUGUUGUUUAUUCCAGCUUUAACCAACAUUGUUUACAGGCUGCAAACUGUCUAGUUAUAGUUAUAGAAGUGGCCAUACUGGACAAUCAACUAGCAGUUACGUGACGCAUGUACAUAGUUUAAAUAUUUGUGGACUAUAGACAACAUCUGUAACUAACUGAUCAGACAGAUGUGGUCUAUCAAAAUAAAGGUAUAGGUACUUUUAAUGUAUUGUAUAUUUUGAUUUAAAACAUUUUUUUAUCUCCAUAUUUUUUUUAAGAAUUGUUUGAUGUUUUUUUUAAAAUAUGCUUAUUUGCUUUCGUGCUGAGAGUCAGUCAGAGGAUUGUCCCUGAAAGCAGGGGGAAACAGCUAGCCUGGCUUUGUCCAACAUGUUUAAUGUUGUUUAAUCUGUACACAAACAGAAAUGUAUUUUUUAAAGCUUUGAAAUGUGUAUUUUGUUAUUAUUUUUAACACAUUUUUCUUAUUGUCAACAAAUCACAUGAAUCCAAAGUGUGACAUAGAGCUCCUCUAUUAAAUAUAUAUAUUAAAAACACACCAAUGAGCCGCCUUACAAUUAACAGAGCUGUGGUUUAUUUUGAGCCACCUGCUCUCAGAAAUACUCACCAGAGAAACAGAUGUGUAUUAAUCCACAGCUGAAAAUAGUCCCUAACAAAUGCACUAAUUACUCCUGUUUGAGAAAGUGCCCCAGUUUUUUGGGAAAUUAUUUAGUAUUUUCUUUAGAAAUGAAACUAUAAUUUUGUGACACAGUUUUAAAACUUUUACAUGUACAUUUAGAGGCUCAGACCAGGUAGAGAAGUCAGAAAGUACUCAAUGAUAGUCAUCGUUUUCAGAUGUUUUUGUGGGAUUUGCUGACAAUAACAAAAAUAUAGAAUAUAGCCUGUUGCUAAAGCCUAGUUCAGACCAAAGAUCUGCAACAAGACAAACUGAAACUUGCAGCUACUUACUGUGCAAUGCCUUCUGAAACCCCGUCAGUUUACACCAAAGCAAUAAUAUAUAGCAACAACAGGGUUUUAACAGGGUUUUAUUUGGGGUUUUUUUUUGUGGCUGGAUAUAAUUUGUAGCGUCCUCAAACAUAAAAUAAAGAUAGUGAUAGUUGCAUUUUAUUGAUAAACGAAAACUCUCAACAGGGUUGAGAAUUUGAAGCCAUCCACGGGUGUAUGGGUAUAUUUUAAGGCUUUGUGUCAAAGAAAUUGAUGAGGUAAUCGUCUUUUUUGCCUCCAUCCGUAACUCUGCCAUUUCAACCACACUGACAGUUUGUAACUGACUUGAUUAGCUGACUUUGUUACGAGCUGAUUGGCUGUUAAAGCAUGUGACGUGUGUGACAGCCUAAAACCAGCCACUGGAGAUUUGACAAGCUUAGUUGCAUCAGCUAAUCACUAUAAUGUGUUUUUGGCUUUAUCCGAGUUUCAUUAGUAGAACAGAUGCAGGCCUUUAUUGUGAAUUAGUGAUGAAUCACCCUCAUGCAUGAAUCAUAAUCAGUAAUAGCCGAACUGUACGUAUGACCCAUGAUGAUGAAGAUAUAGAAAGACAGAAAUGCAAAGACAUCUGCUAGUCGAGAGCGUCUCUGAGUCAUCAGCUACAUCAGUGUUAUUCUUUUAAAUCUAAAAAACUAAAAAAACACCUCUGAGACCAAACUCCAUUUAAAAAUCUGCCACUUUAAUACUAACAUGCACGCUGACAAUCACAUCUUCCUAAAUUUGAGAGCUUCUCAUAUGCAUGGCAAAAAUAGCAUAUGGGCAACAUUUAGCACCCCUGUAGUUUGCACCCUGUUUCUCUGUUUGUAUAAAUCUGUCAACACAAGCAUGAGGAAUCAUUGGUGCAUAUGUUUAUUGAGACUGUGAGUCAAUGUGUAAUUUGGUCCUGCCCCUGACAAAUAUAAUUUAAAAAACUAAAACUAACACUGAAACUAAUAAAAAACUACUUUACUUUACUUUACUGUGCUUAACGCUGGUAUGUUUCUAUAUCCUUUAAAGGAUCUGUGUGUAGGAUUCAGUGGCUUCUAGUAGUGAAGUUGCAACCAACUGAAUACCACUCACAAGAGAAACUACGGUGGCUGCUCUCCUGGACUUGAACCAGUCCAAAAAGUUUAAUAUUCAGAGUUAUUUCAAGGCUCACUAUAGAUUUUCACAGCAUACAUUUUCCCAUGUCAUUUCGGGAAAAGCCAAAGGUUGCAAAAGUAAAAAGUACUGAAUAUUUACUCAAGUAAAAGUAAAAAAAAUCCUCUCUUAGUUUCUCUGAAGGACGUUUCUAGCUGAUGUUUCAGUGCAAAGCUGAAACCUCAAAUCGGGCGUGUCGUUUUCUUCAUGUUAUGUCUAUCAAGCGUGAUAUGCACCGCUCUUAAUAUUGGGAAGGCAUACAAUAAUAGUAUAAUAAUAAUAAUAAUCAAUGAUUCUCCUUAAAUGCAUUAAAAACUAAAGUAACAAGCCUGAUCUGAAAAUGUAAGAAAGUAUGUAUAGAGAGUAAAAGUUAAAACACUGCCGCUGUGAAAAAGGUCUAUUUCUGUCUUUCCAGCCAGAACAUGUCAGAGCUUAAAAACAUGCUUAAUACCCUCUUUAUUUAACAAUGAAUAAUAUAUGGGUGUAAUGUGCCCCUUAUGAUUUCUAUCUGGCUGGUUCUUCCACCUCUUGUUCCCAUUUAGUUGGUUAAGAGUAAUUUCUUAGCAGUUCUCCAGUCCCUUGAAGCCUUUUCAGUUUAAUUAUCAGAACUGUUUGUGUAUUGAGGAUAUUAAAGCUUUUAAAUUAUGCAAACAGGUAUUUCUUAUCUGGGUUAUUGCACAGAAGGGCUAAAAAACAAUGCCCCAUCGCACUUGGACCUGCAAUGUAGUCGUGAAAAAUGAACCUAAUAAGGUUUUAGUGAGACAAAAAUGAAGUUGAGAGUAACAUGAUGAUUCACAUAUUCUGAGAGAGGAGGGACGCGUUUGCAACACUUUUUUUACGACGCAACCAGUCAUGGAACGUUUGGAUUGGUUCAGAAAGCCACUUCUCUGUGUCUGACUGGUAACCGUCACAUUUCCUCAGAAAAAAAAAAAAAAAGUGCCAUGUCUGCUUAAAACCAGAGUUUAUGCAUUUCUACCACCAUUUGGCAACAACUGCAGCAAGAGUCAGCGAAAGAGCUGGUGUUGGUUCUCCUGCUCAUUUCCUGACUGCUCAGAAGUCAAACGGGACGUCAAGGGAGGUUACAGUCAAAGUGCGGGGACUUCUAAUAACAUUAAUGUAGUUGUUGCU